Dentiscutata erythropus is the source of this 142-nucleotide messenger RNA. NCBI's taxonomy places the organism in Eukaryota, Fungi, Glomeromycota, Glomeromycetes, Diversisporales, Gigasporaceae. The record is from the annotation of a GenBank genome assembly.
ACACUUGGCUAAUUCACAAGCAGAUAUACCUAUUCAAACAGUUCAAUUGCCAACUCAAGAGCAAUCUGAAAUGCCUUGUACAAAUGCUCUUGCUCAAAAAGAAACUUACAACCAAAUAAAAGAAACAGAAAAAAAUUUUUAG